UCUCCACCCUUUGAAUGAUUAGGCCAUAAUGACAGCUGAAGAUUCUACUGCAAGGAUGAGUAAUGAUUCCUCCAGCAUGCAGACCAAUAAAAUUCCCGAAGGGCUCUCGGGCACUCCAAACGAGGCCGCGCUCUUGCAGUUAGUAGAUCGUACCGGCUACACCAUGAUUCAGGAGAACGGGCAACGAAAGUACGGGGGUCCACCUCCGGGCUGGGAAGGCUUGCACCCUCCUCGGGGAUGUGAGGUCUUUGUGGGCAAAAUCCCUCGUGACGUCUACGAAGACGAGCUGGUCCCGGUGUUUGAGACCGCGGGACGUAUCUACGAAAUGCGCCUGAUGAUGGACUUUGACGGCAAGAACCGUGGCUAUGCCUUUGUGAUGUACACCCAGAAAUACGAAGCCAAGCGCGCUGUCAAAGAACUCAACAACUACGAGAUCCGUCCGGGAAGACUGUUAGGGGUGUGUUGCAGCGUGGACAACUGCCGGCUCUUCAUCGGUGGGAUCCCCAAGACGAAGAAGCGGGAGGAGAUUUUGGAAGAGAUCUCCAAGGUGACGGAAGGCGUGCUGGAUGUCAUCGUUUACGCCAGCGCGGCUGAUAAGCUGAAGAACCGAGGAUUUGCUUUCGUGGAGUACGAAAGCCACCGAGCGGCCGCCAUGGCGAGGAGGAAGCUUAUGCCAGGCCGAAUCCAGCUGUGGGGCCACCAGAUUGCCGUCGAUUGGGCCGAGCCGGAGAUAGAUGUGGACGAAGACGUCAUGGAGACGGUGAAAAUCUUGUACGUGAGGAAUCUGAUGAUCGAGACCACGGAGGAGACCAUUAAAAAGGUCUUUGGUCAGUUUAACCCGGGCAGCAUAGAACGGGUCAAGAAAAUCCGAGAUUACGCUUUCGUCCACUUUACCUGCCGGGAUGACGCCGUUCACGCCAUGAACAACCUCAACGGCACUGAACUGGAAGGAUCCUGUCUGGAGGUCACCUUAGCCAAGCCGGUCGAUAAAGAGCAGUAUACCCGCUACCAGAAAGCUGCGAAAGGAGGAGGAGCCACAGCAGUCGAAGUGACGCAACAACCUAACUAUGUUUACUCUUGCGAUCCGUACACUCUAGCGUAUUACGGGUAUCCCUACAACGCCCUGAUUGGUCCAAAUCGAGAAUACUUUGUGAAAGCAGGCAGCGUUAGAGGCAGAGGACGAGGUGCGGCAGGCAACCGGGCGCCUGGUCCAAGAGGAUCAUAUCUGGGGGGUUACUCUGCCGGCCGUGGCAUCUAUAGCAGAUACCAUGAAGGGAAAGGAAAGCAGCAGGAAAAAGGCUACGAGCUGGUCCCCAAUCUGGAAUUGCCUGCGGUCAACCCAGUUGCAAUUAAACCGGGAACAGUGGCAAUUCCAACCAUCGGAACCCAAUAUUCCAUGUUCCAAGCUGCGCCAGCCACCAAGGUGAUUGACGAUGGGAAGAUCCAUGCAAUGGAGCAUAUCAUCAGCCCUAUCAGCGUCCAGCAGGAUCCUGCAAGCGCCGCGGCGGCAGCCGCAGUGGCGGCAGGUGCCGUAAUACCUGCGGUUUCCACCCCGCCUCCUUUUCAGGGCCGUCCGAUAACUCCCGUGUACGCCAUGGCACCUAGUAUGCAGAGAAUUCCAGCCGCGGGAAUCUACGGAAGCUACGUUCCUUUCGCGGCUCCCGCAGCUGCCACCACGAUUGCCACACUACAGAAGAACGCAGCUGCGGCCGCCGCGGCCGCUGCUUAUGGAGGGUACGCGGGGUACAUCCCCCAAGCCUUUCCAGCUGCCACCUUUCAAAUUCCCAUCCACGAUGUGUAUCAAACCUACUGAGAACUGCUGGCCGGGUCGAAGUUGAAGGAACAUUUUAGUAUUUAUGAAGAAAAACAAAACAAAACAAAAAAACCUACUUGGAUGUCAGUAAACUGAAGAUAGAAACCUGGAAGUGAAAUUUCUCCCCGAACGCAGCAUCACCUCUGAAAUCUUUUAUACAGAUGAAGUUUUUAACUAACUUUUGUAGGCCUUUUAUUUUUUAAGAAAAAAGAAGAAGAAAAAAACAUAAUAUGAAGUCCUACAUUUCUAACACGGCCGGGUUUUUUGAAAGUCGUUGCUUCCCUACAAGUUUAUAUUCCGUUGUAGGUUUGGGUUUUUUUCCCCCCCUUUUUUUUCCUUUCUUCUUUCUUUUUUCUUUUUUGUUUUAGCCGUUUUAUUUUUCGCUGCGUUUGUGCUAUGAAGGUUAUUUUUUAGUUAAGUCCUGCACUCCAGAAUUGUCUAUUUUGUAGGGCCUUGAAUAAUAUAUCAAGUAAAUAUUAAAAAGUGCACCUAAAGAAGGUAGGGGAAAGUUUUUAAAAUGAUAUAUUUUGAAGACUAUAUUCGAUAUUUAAACCAUAAUGCAAAAGAUUUUUUUAAAAGAUAUAUAUAUAUAUAUAUAAAUAUAUAGGUAGAUAGAUAGAUAUACUUACAAAUGUGUGGUUUUAUUUAAGAAGUGAAACUGGAAAGUGCAAUUUGAAAAUUACUGAGACCUCUGCAUUAUUGGCUGGCAUUUCUGUGUAAUCUAGAGCCAAACGAUUCCUUGUAGAGACCUCCCAUUAAAUACCAGAUCCGCUUAAAAGGAUGCCCUAAUGUUAAGGAUAAUUUUUAUUUUGCAUUCUCCAGAGAGUCAUGUUUAUUUUUUUUUUUCAUUUUCACACUCAGUGCAUAAGUCCUUUUGUGCCUUAGGAAAAAUAUCAUUUUUCCUUCAUUUAUUUCAAAGGUUGAUACUAGGAUGAAAAAAAACAACAACCCCACAUUAUGUGAGCUUUAUUGCAUGUCCAUUUUUUUCCCCUAGCAGGGUUACUUAACAUUGGAAAUAGUAGAUAUUUGGUCUACAGCCCUGUCCUAUCCUGAAGCUCAGGGAUUAUUCAAACAUAGAAUUGUGGUUUAUUUAGCCAUUCCCUUCCCAAAGGUGCUUUUUCAAAAGGCUCCUGGACUUUCUUUGGUGGUUGGAUCUUGGUUGAAUAAAAAAAAAAAGUCCUGGAACUUUUCAUCCAUGUGAAAACAGCCAGUUGUUUUAUCCAGAUUCUCUAGUUUAGUCAAUCUUGGCAACUUUAAGAGGGGCGGACUUCAACUCCCAGAAUGCCCCAGCCCUGGUUCUCUUAACUUCCAUCAUAACUUCCAUCAAAACUGAUGUAAGAAUGAAAGGGCUGUUUCUCUCUGAACAAUAAAAUACAAUUAUCGGCUCCUAAGUUUAUAUUUAUCCGAAGUCCAUCUUUCCAGAUCAAAUAGACCUGAAAGGAGAUGCAUUACAGCAGCUAUGUUGGCAUGGAUUAUAAGCCAGUCGUUCCCAACGGUGCUUU
This is a messenger RNA of Protobothrops mucrosquamatus (brown spotted pit viper), 3315 nucleotides long. It is a transcript of the gene RBM47, whose product is annotated as RNA binding motif protein 47. The record is from RefSeq and is a predicted model, not a curated record. Gene Ontology annotation, molecular function: mRNA binding. Lineage: Eukaryota; Metazoa; Chordata; Lepidosauria; Squamata; Viperidae. Gene Ontology annotation, cellular component: nucleus. The coding region runs from base 29 to 1813 and encodes 594 amino acids. The transcript is spliced from 4 exons.